Olea europaea var. sylvestris is the source of this 2928-nucleotide messenger RNA. RefSeq names its product transcription factor GTE4-like. The transcript has 5 exons. Gene Ontology annotation, molecular function: protein binding. The record is from RefSeq and is a predicted model, not a curated record. Lineage: Eukaryota; Viridiplantae; Streptophyta; Magnoliopsida; Lamiales; Oleaceae. Bases 230 to 2791 code for a protein of 853 amino acids.
AAAUUUAGUCACCCUUCAGAUCUUUGGCUUUUGUUUUUCAAUUUUUUUUUCUUGUUUCUGUAUGAGUUGGAUCUCCGUAUAUCUUUCCUAAAAUUCGACUCUUCAAUAGUGUUGUUUGCGAUUAUUUUUUGUUAAAACUUUAUUUUUGUAUUAUUUCGGUCAUAUCCCUCGCUUUUGGGAUUUGGAAGAAAUUAGGGUUUCUUUUUGUUAUUAUUUGGUGAUUACAUGUAUGGCUUCGGAGACCAUAGGGGAUUUGAGUAAUGGUUUGAGUUCAAGAGAAAGGGUUCAAUGGACCAAGAAUAGCAAAGUUUAUACCCGAAGAUUCCACAAAAAAACCCAAAAACUCAGUGCUAAUAACGAUACUGCUGCCGCCGACGCCACCACCUCCGCUUCCGAAGAAGUCCUCGUAGCUGUCACCGAGGUUCUCAACUCCAGAACCACGGAGAUCAAGAAUGACUCUGUUACCGCCUUCUCUAUGGCUACCACUGCUGAUGGUUCUGCUGCAGCAACCACCAAUCAUGAGAAUUUAGAAACCAUAGAGGCGGAAGAUGUGAAUUUUUCUCCGCAGAGGCUGCAAGAGCGACCUCUACAUAGAGAACAAACUCCGCCUCCAACCUUAGAGUGUCAGCUGGAAGAACAACCACAGCAUGUAAAACAACUUCCUUCCCUGCAAGAGGAUAGCGCUUUGAUUCAGAAGCGAGUGCAAGAAGGUAGUGAAAGUCUAGCAGCUGACCAACAAAAUCUUAGUGUAUCAUCACCACCAUCCAGUGGAAACGAUCUUCAGAAUCUUAAAGAAUCAUCGACAGUUCCCAGUGGGAAUGGCACAGAGAAUCUUGUAGAAGCAUUGCGGUCGACUAUUGAGAACAGUUCCCAGGAUCUUAGAGCAUCGUUGCCACUUCCUAGUGCAGAUGAGCUGCCAAAUGGUAGAGAAGUGUCACCAGAACAGUUGCUGAGGGGGAAUGAGCCACAGAAUGAUAGAGAACUAAUUACAGAACCGCGACCACCCAUUCGGAAUGGGCCAGUAAAUGUGAACGGAAUUGUUAAGCCACUGGAGAUAACUAGGGUUCAUGAUAGAGUUAGAUAUAAUUUAUCGAAAUUAACUCCGAAGAAUGAGGUUAGGGAGCUUAGGCAGCAGCUACAGAGUGAGCUUGAUCAGAUUAGGAGGUUAGUUGAAAAGCUUGGAGCCAAGCACCUUCAGCUUGCUGACGACAACACUAAUAUUAACAUUAAUAGUAAUGGCACUUAUAUGGCUGCUGCUGGCGGAAAUUUAGGUCAAUAUACUCAAUCUCUGCCAAAGAAUGUGGUGAAUGAUGCAGUAGAGAGAAGGGCGUUGGUCAGAGUCCAUUCAGAGGUGGGCUCGGUGGGGAAUCCUGAAAGCAGGCUGAUUGGGUUAACCAGGGUGAAUUCUGAUAUAGGUGCAGUGCGACGUCAAGAACCAAGGCUGUAUAAUAGGCAGCUUAGUGUCACAGUAAUGGAAAACCAUCAUGGGGCAAAUGAUUGUGUUGAGAAGGAGAAAAGGACUCCCAAGGCCAAUAAAUAUUAUAGAAAUUCGGAGUUUCUCCUGGGGAAAGACAGACUCCCUCCUGAAAGUAACAAAAGGUUGAAGACGAGUAAUGGGAGAAAUCACGGUAGAGAGACAGAACAUGCAUUUGGCUCAGGUUUUGGUUUCGGCAAGAAUAGGAAUCAGGUGUUGAGGAGUUGUAGUAACUUACUUCAGAGGUUGAUGAAGCACAAACAUGGUUGGGUGUUUAAUGAGCCAGUGGAUGCCAAAGCAUUGGGGUUGCAUGAUUACCACGAUAUUAUUAAGCGUCCUAUGGAUUUGGGUACAAUUAAGGAUAGACUUUCACAGAAUUGGUACAAGUCUCCUAGGGAGUUUGCAGAGGAUGUGAGACUUGUUUUUCACAAUGCUAUGACAUAUAAUCCAAAGGGGCAGGACGUCCAUGUCAUGGCAGAACAGCUGGCUCAGAUAUUUGAAGAGAGGUGGGCGGUGAUAGAGACGGAGUAUAAUCCAAAUUGGAGGUACCAAAUGUAUCAGGCUGCUGGAUUGCCCUCUCCGAUUUCAGGAAAGGUUCCUCCUCAGUCUAAUUUUGCCCCUGCCCUUGCUUUUGUCCCUGCCCCUUUUGCUGCCCCAAUUCCUAGCCAUAUCCCUCCAGCCCCUCAAAUGAGGACUUUGGAUGGGUCAGUAUCAAUGCCGACACCCAUGUCGAUUGAUCCCAAAAUGCAACGUCCGCAUUCUGUUCGGACAUCCAUUCCAAAGAAACCUAAAGCAAAGGAUCCCAAUAAAAGGGACAUGAGUUAUGAGGAGAAGCAAAGACUCAGCACUAACCUUCAGAGCUUGCCUUCAGAAAAGCUUGAUGAUAUUGUUCAAAUCAUAAAAAAGAGGGACACUAUGCUUUCACAACAUGAUGGUGAGAUUGAAGUGGAUAUUGACCAUGUUGAUCCAGAAACACUCUGGGAGCUGGAUAGGUUCGUCUCUAAUUACAAAAAGAAUUUGAGCAAGCGCAAGAGAAAAGCUGAACUUGCUCUGCAAGCAAGAGCAGAAGCUACUGGGACUACUCCGAUGAUGAGGAUAACCCCAGGAGUUCCAGAUGUUCACAAGGAAAGUGGAUCAGGAGCUGACAAGAGUUUUUCUCCCCCAUCUGGUGCGCAAGGUGAAAAGCAGGGAUGUAAUGCGAGCAGGUCUAGCAAUUCAAGCAGUUCUAGCAGUGACUCUGGAUCGUCUUCGAGCGAUUCCGACAGUGAUAGUUCCUCUGCAGAUGGAUCAGAUGCAGGGCAGUCACCUAGGACAUGAAUGGAUGCUGUUAAGGACAUCAAUGACGAAUGUACUCUAUGAUUAUUUUGGGGAUGCUUCUGCAAUGAUGGUUUCAAGAAGUUCAGAGUUGCUGGUAGGCUGGGUGCAGAAUGAUUUGAACUGCAGGUCUAUUUAAG